UCCAGUGGUUUUAGAUCACAAGACACCAUGAGCACAAAUCGGCGAAAGCGCCGUGGAGGAGCCGUUAAUUCCAGACAAGCUUCGAAACGAAGCAGGCUGCUGGCUUCUAGUGCAGGUGAAGCUUCAGCAGCAGAGCCAAUAGACCUCGAAGAAAGUCGCGUGCUUUCUUUUGAUCUUGCUGUUGACGAAAUCAUAGAUCUCACAGACGAAUCUGCUGAGCCUGAAGUCAUUGAUCUAACUGGUGAUGAUUCUGUUGUGCAGUGGGAGCAGAACCAGGAGCACCCAGUUGUUUCCAGUGCAGCAGAUAAUUCAGUUGUGCUACUGACAAGUGAUGAUGAAGAGGAACCAAGAGAUAAUGAUGGUUCUCCUCUCUCUAGCACACGGCCAGCAGUUACUGUUACCUCUCCAAUUUGGAUAGAGGAGAACUCACAGAAUCGGCGAAAGCGCCGUGGAGGAGCCGUUAAUUCCAGACAAGCUUCGAAACGAAGCAGGCUGCUGGCUUCUAGUGCAGGUGAAGCUUCAGCAGCAGAGCCAAUAGACCUCGAAGAAAGUCGCGUGCUUUCUUUUGAUCUUGCUGUUGACGAAAUCAUAGAUCUCACAGACGAAUCUGCUGAGCCUGAAGUCAUUGAUCUAACUGGUGAUGAUUCUGUUGUGCAGUGGGAGCAGAACCAGCAGCACCCAGUUGUUUCCAGUGCAGCAGAUAAUUCAGUUGUGCUACUGACAAGUGAUGAUGAAGAGGAACCAAGAGAUAAUGAUGGUUCUCCUCUCUCUAGCACACGGCCAGCAGUUACUGUUACCUCUCCAAUUUGGAUAGAGGAGAACUCACAGCAGUGGGAGCAGAACCAGCAGCACCCAGCUGGAAACCCAGUUGUUUCCAGUGCAGCAGAUAAUUCAGUUGUGCUACUGACAAGUGAUGAUGAAGAGGAACCAAGAGAUAAUGAUGGCACACGGCCAGCAGCUCCUGUUACCUCUCCAACUUGGAUAGAUGACUACUCAGAGUGGGAGCAGAACCAGGAGCACCCACUUGUUUCCAGUGCAGCAGACAAUUCAGUUGUGCCACUGGUGAAUGAUGAUGAAGAGGAACCAAGAGAUAAUGAUGGACCCAGUGCUACCCUUACAAAUGUGCUGUACCAGGAUUGCUUCCUAGGGCAGUGGGAGCAGAACCAGCAGCACCCAGCUGGAAACCCAGUUGUUUCCAGUGCAGCAGAUAAUUCAGUUGUGCUACUGACAAGUGAUGAUGAAGAGGAACCAAGAGAUAAUGAUGGCACACGGCCAGCAGCUCCUGUUACCUCUCCAACUUGGAUAGAUGACUACUCAGAGCUUCUUGAAGGGUAUGAACAACAAAGGAGAAAUCUUACACCAAGAAGCCAGCAACUGUUGGACAGCCCUGUACUGCGCAGUUAUGAUGAAUAUGAAACAGCAGAUGAUGUGACUGACGUAGAGUCUGAAGUGACUGACGUAGAGUCUGAAGUGACUGACGUAGAAUCUGAAGUGACUGACGUAGAGUCUGAAGUGACUGACGUAGAGUCUGAAGUGACUGACGUAGAAUCUGAAGUGACUGACGUAGAAUCUGAAGUGACUGACGUAGAGUCUGAAGUGACUGACGUAGAGUCUGAAGUGAUUGACAUAGAGUAUGGAGCGGCUGACAUGGAGUAUGGAGCAGCUGACAUACAGUAUGAAGCAGCUUAUGUAGAGCCUGAAGUACGGAGAUCACUGGACGAGGAACUGGCAAUUUCAGAGGAAUGGCAACGAGCUGUAAGGUGCCCGAUCUGCAUGGAUUUUUUUUCACAGAUUAUACGAAGUGUCCGACAGGUUGUGUCAACCCAGUGUGGCCAUCUCUUCUGCAGUCGGUGCAUCGCUGUUGCCCUUGAGAAUUCCAGGGCUUGCCCAACCUGCAGAACAGAACUCCCUCCCAGAGACUAUCAUCCCGUUUAUUUCUGAGUACUUCUGUUUCUCAGGACAGAAGUAUCCCCCCCAAUCAGAUGGAUUUUUGGGGGUAGGUGGUGGAAAGACUUUUUUCUUCAUGUACAUAGUUCUUGUUGUAUACAGUUCCAUUUUUCCUGAGUUUAAUUAUAAAUAAACUAUUAAUUUAUUUAAA
Molecule: messenger RNA, 2098 nt
Organism: Pipra filicauda (Wire-tailed manakin)
Lineage: Eukaryota; Metazoa; Chordata; Aves; Passeriformes; Pipridae
Exons: 19
Coding region: 28-1941 (637 amino acids)
Biological process (GO): positive regulation of transcription by RNA polymerase II
Molecular function (GO): transcription factor binding
Source: RefSeq, a predicted model, not a curated record